Messenger RNA from Staurois parvus, 453 nucleotides. NCBI's taxonomy places the organism in Eukaryota, Metazoa, Chordata, Amphibia, Anura, Ranidae. The record is from the annotation of a GenBank genome assembly.
AUGCUGCCAUCUCAAGAAGCCUCCAAGCUCUACCAUGACAAUUACAUGAGAAACUCAAGAGCCAUAGGCGUGCUUUGGGCCAUCUUCACUAUCUGCUUUGCCAUCAUCAACGUGGUGGUCUUCAUACAACCCUACUGGAUAGGGGACAGCGUUAAUACACCCAAGCCCGGCUACUUUGGGCUCUUCCACUACUGUGUGGGCAAUGGAGGGGGGAACAGGGAAUUUACCUGCCGGGGAUCCUUCACCGACUUCAGCACCAUCCCCUCUGGAGCCUUCAAAGCAGCUGCCUUCUUCGUGCUGCUGUCCAUGGUGCUGAUCCUGGGCUGCAUUACCUGCUUCGCCCUGUUCUUCUUCUGCAACACGGCCACUGUGUACAAGAUCUGCGCCUGGAUGCAGCUGUGUGCAGGUAAAUGGGGGAAGGGCUGGGGAUGGGGGGCAAACUGUAGGCAAUAG